This is a messenger RNA of Achroia grisella, 1388 nucleotides long. RefSeq names its product fibronectin type III domain-containing protein 5. The record is from RefSeq and is a predicted model, not a curated record. The coding region runs from base 277 to 1347 and encodes 356 amino acids. Lineage: Eukaryota; Metazoa; Arthropoda; Insecta; Lepidoptera; Pyralidae. The transcript has 9 exons. Gene Ontology annotation, molecular function: protein binding.
CAUAACUCCGGUCGCGUUCAGGUCUCUGUCGCGGACUUGGAAUUUAAAUACCCGACCAUUCACUCCGAAAUUUUAUAUUUCUUAUAAAUUUUUAAAUAUUAAGCUGUAUGUGGAUAGUACUUAUGUGUCGCGCGAGGAUGGUAACAGUGUCUCGGGCAUUCUGCUAAAGUGCUAAAGUUUUCUGAAGUGUACGCGUGUGGAGUUUUUUGUGUGGCCGUCCUGAUUUUUAUUUUUCGUAAAGAAGCGAUAUGGCAUGAGAGGUCGGGUGGGCGCGACAUGCGGCGCGGGCCGCUCGCGCAAACGGCCGCCGUCGCUUUCGCCCUUUCGCUGCUGCUGCGCAUUGUUAACGCUGGAUCAAUGGGCCCUGGUGUGCCUGAGAACAUAACAGUGACGUUCCUCAAUCCCACCACUGUGAAGGUGUCCUGGUCCACCACGGCGGAGCUUGUAGAAAAGUAUGAUGUCACAUAUAAACCUUCAGACGCGAGUUACAGAGUGGUGCUGGAGGUGGCGGGAAAUUCAGAUGCUGUCAUACUGAGUGGACUGGAGGCAGAUACACAGUACCAAGUGACUGUAGCCGCACUGUGGGGCGGCCAUAAGUAUAGGAGCAGGCCUAUUGUCUUCCGCACCCUGGAGCCUCCGCGGACGUCGCCGCAGCAGGACGGGGGACUAGUGGGAGCUACGCCCCGAUCAUCAGUUGCACCACCUGAUCCUUCACCUACCUUUCCUACGAUACGAGGAGUGGAGAUAGGGAUCGUUGUAUUGGUGCUGAUAGUGUGGAUAGGAGCUAUAGCACUCUUCUUUAAUCGAUGGGGGAAAAUCCGGAUGCUUCUGCCGUAUCAACCGGAUUACAAGCAAGAACAGUUGAAGGUACCAGGAAGCAGUGCGUUGGCUGCCGCUGCUGCAGGAGGAACUUGUGCCCAUUCAGCACCUUCUGCGUGUUCGCACAUGCGUUGGUCCCAUACGCACACGCAAAGUUUGGAGUGUGAGGAACAUUUGUUGGCGCGGUGCAACCGGCCACGUGUGAACUCGGCCAUCUUUGUCUCCGCUGAGCCCACAGGAUUCGCCGGAUUCGACGCCAGUGAAUUUCUGAGGCGACACGGCUCUCAGUCAAAGUUGUGUCGAAAGGCCAGGUCUGCUGACAACAUACCACUUACAACAAUGAGCGAUUCAUCUGAACGCCUCUGUAAAGCCAAACCACCAAGAGAGGAGACCAUAAACGAAGAAGCUAGCAAAUCAGAUGACAGUGGUAGUGUAGAAACUGUUAAGCACUUUGGACUACCAAUCCUUUCAGUAUCUGGCCCUUCACCUCCCGACGAGGACUAUGAUCAGAUAGAUGAGUAUCUGUAGCAUUUCCAUACUAGUUUCCAGCUGAAAUAUGUGCUGGAAAA